Daldinia caldariorum is the source of this 6529-nucleotide messenger RNA. RefSeq lists its product as uncharacterized. The record is from RefSeq and is a predicted model, not a curated record. Gene Ontology annotation, cellular component: nucleus; HIR complex. The transcript is spliced from 2 exons. NCBI's taxonomy places the organism in Eukaryota, Fungi, Ascomycota, Sordariomycetes, Xylariales, Hypoxylaceae. Bases 314 to 6007 code for a protein of 1897 amino acids. Gene Ontology annotation, molecular function: nucleosome binding; protein binding. Gene Ontology annotation, biological process: chromatin organization.
CAUCUUUUCAGCCUUUAACUGUAUUGUUAGGAUGACCUACAUAUGCACUUUCCAACGUCGGAUAUCAUACCUCUUUCCAACUUUCUAAGGUUUAGGUACCUGUAAGUUCUUUGAUACCGCAUAAGCGAUCAAUCACCUUAUUAACUUCAAUUUUACAUCAAACUCCGGUUGCCUGGGUUAGAAUUAGGUACAUACCUGAUAUUCGCAAAUAAAUCUGAAGACUACCUAAAAUAAAUAUAUCAAUCAAACCUUUGGCCGGUAUGCGAUAUUCCUAUUUCUAAUUUCAUCAGCGCAACAGGCGCAAACUGGCAAGAUGGCAUUCUCCGCCAUCAACGUCGAACCCGAGGAGAACAUUGACGAAGAGAUCGAUGAUACCCGCGAAAUUCAGAUCGACGAAGCUUUGAAACGCUUCCAAACUGCUCUUAAGCUUCAUGCGCAAGGCCCCAAGCACUACGAAGAAGCAUCGUCGGCAUACGAAUUGUUGUUUGAAUCUGAUAUAUUUCGAUACCCUGAAAGUUCCACCGACUUUGAGCGCGCCGAACGCCAGUCCGAUCCCCGAAAUCUCGGCGUCGAUGCCCCAUUCCCUCAACCACUUGAUAUCACCCAAGGAGACAUAGACGGCAGUGGUAGCAGCUUACCCCAGACUCUUUACCUCGCUUAUAAGAAUCAUGGCCAGUUUGCCCUAGACAACAUUAGACAUUUGGUUAAGGCCGCAGGAGAUGCCGCAUCCGUGCUCAAAGAUAAGCAGGUGCUCGAAGCCGCUCAGAAGGCCCUUUACGAAUUUAGUACAGCCCUAGACUUCGAUCCGUCGGAUGCCGAAUUAUGGAGAAGGGCCGCGCGCGUUGCAGCGUUCCUGAACAGCGCCAGGAUCAGUCGAUAUUGUCUCGAGGCCGCCAUUGAACUUGAUGAUGAUCCGGCUGUGGAUGAAGUUGAGCCGCCCUCUUUAGCCGAGGGGUUCGCCGGCGAGCAAUUGAAGAAGCAACUCGAUGUCUUGUCCGACGAUCUAGCCCUGUCGCAUCCGAUCAUGACUCCGUUUAUAAAUAAGUCGAUACCGGAGCGUCUUAAGAAGCACCUCGAUCCCUUUCCAUUCCUCCCCAAUCCUACCGACUCGCUCGCGUCCCUAAAUGCUGCCGCCUUGACGGACCAGUCUGCACCCCGGCGACUUGUCAUUUGUGUCCCUACAGCUUCGUGGACGGAUUUGGGAAUGUCGCUUGUCAAGUUAGUCGCAGCGAGUGGUAUAUCCGGAGAGGCGGUUACUCUGAGUCUUCCAGAUAUACCAGACGUAGAAUCCGAUGUUGAAAUGCUCAGCAACAAGCCGAACCUGUCCUUACCACAGAAGAAUGGGACUGUCCAGCCGCCCCCUGAAAAUAAGGGACUAGUACAGCCUAAAUAUGACCAGAGCGAUUCUCCAAAGGAAGGCGUCGUCGGCAAUGGCACCGCUGCCGAAGAUGCGCGGGGUGAACGUAGCGCUUCUGUCCUUUCGAGAAAGCGUUCGCAAUCUACGGCGGGGUUUCCCGAAGCAAUCGACGAAGAAGUGACAGAUCAGAAGAGGAGUAAGCGUAUUCGACGCCGAGAAACUGCUGGAGAGGUCAUGGAUACAAAUACCCAAUACGCUACUCAGUUACAGCCAUUCCAGGCUGCCGACCAGAACCUCUUCCAAAUGACGCGCAAUAUGAUAGAAAACUUAGGAGUCACCGACCGUGACACUCUCGAUCGAGUGGCUGAGGUUAUUGACUCUUGCGCGUCUUCUACUCGGACUGCUAAGCUUGAACGGCCGGCUAUGGUUGAUCUGCGCAAUUCUCUCAUCAAAUUCGACGAGGAGAGUACUAGAGUAGUUUUUAAUAAGAAGGAGGCUUCGUCUGUAGGAUUCUCGUCCUUCCUCGAGCACUCAAAGCCUGGAUCUCAAAAUAAGCGCGAGACGCCCAUGUUCCACGAGACCAGGGGCUUGAAGGCCUUCGUCCAAAGUGUCAACGACGGCUGGAUAGGAAUCCAAGACGUCGCUUUCGAGUGGGUCAAGCACGUUUGCACGACUUAUCUCACAAGCAAGUGGUCGGACUCCAUGAAGACUGCAGUUGUUCAAGUGAUCAGCCAUCUCGACGAGGAUAUCUGGAAUCGUAUGCAGUACGAACUCGAAUGUCAUACCGCGUCUAAAGAUCCAGCCGCGACAUUGGCUACGAUUGAUCAAAUAGUCCAGAUGCUAUUCGAACUGCACUUGGACGUAUACGAACGGAUCAAUAACCCAAAUAGCGCCGUAGACUAUGCCAUUCGUGUGGAGACUAAAGGAAGAUUGGGACGCUGGUUCACGCUUGCCUCACAAAUGAGCCGAUGUCGUCCUGAAAAUGCGGAUCGACUGCUAUCCCUCCGAUUCCUAUGGUCGGCCGUCUUCGCCGUUACUCUGACGGAGGGUGUAUCGAGAGAUCAUGUCCUGCAAUGCUGGAAGAGCCUGCGUGAUAGGCUCAGCGAAGAAGAAGAGCCUUUCGAUGUUCGGCUGCCAAACAAUGCGAUUAUGCCAGAAGUCUCUGCCCGUGCGGCCGAUAGAGAAAUAUCCAAGCUUACAACCAUGGAUUUCUUCCUUGGCUUAUUCCAGAACGAUCUUAGCAACCCCGUUUCUAUCAUCGAGAGCCUGGAGCCGGUCCUGAACCCCUCUUCCGUUUAUAUAGCAGCAAAUGAUCCUGAAGCUAUGGCGCUCGACGAAGAUCCCCCGGCACCGACGGCUAUCGGUAAGAGUCUACCCAUCUCAAAGGCUGCAGAUCAAGGUCUCCGUGAUCUCUGGAAGUUUUUGUUAGGAGCAAGCACUGAAUUGAGAUUGUUCUUGUGGACACGCCUCGGGGAGGCCUAUAACGCUAUUGACUACACAACGAAACAAUUCUCGUGCUUUCUCAAAAGUAUCGAGAUGGUUGUGGGCGACUUCGAGCAAGAUUCUUAUUUGAACAUGCCUGCCGAAGCGCGCCACGCUCUCUUCCUGAAGAUGCUUAGAUUUCUAGACGAAUUGUUAAUCCAGUCGCUUUCGAUGGCGCUUAACGAUGCUACAGCGUUUGACAUUAUAGACGACGAGCACCUAAGGUCUAGCAUUUCGGCUUUGACGAAACUUUCCUGCUUGCUACACGUAUCUUGUAUGUAUGAAGACGAGGUACGAGUAGGGAUGAAGCAGCACGUUUCGAGCGGCGCAACCUUCCAGUCUUUCUUGACAAAGCUUCGCGAGAUGCAAGUUAGGAACUGGUCUCUGCUGUAUACGAUGCUGAAGGCUGGUAUUUCACAGAACAGGGCAGGCUUCACCACUCCUGACAGCGAUCUUGCGGAUUAUCUAGCGGCUAUUCAUCAAGUUCUAGGUCUCAGAAAAUUCUGCAAGGCGUCUAAUAAGAUCUUCCUCAAAAUGAUGCGGGUUGAGCUUUUGAAGCAGAACCUCAUAGACAACUGGGAGGAUUACCUCGGUCAGGUCCUUUACGAUCUUUACGGCUUGAAGCUUGGAGUAGGCCUUAGCGAAGUGCAAGACCACGGAUGCCCCCCUGAAAAGCUCGAGCGACGUAAUACGACAGCGCUGGUAGAGAGGAUAUCCGUCCUGGCUAACCGCAUGCCGAUGAAAGACCUACUGAAAUCGGAUCUGAAAACGACGAUAGAGCACAUGCAACAAGCUAUUGGGCAAACUAAAUCGAAUCAGCAGUUCAUACAAAAUCUCAGGAUCUUUAACCAAACUCUACAGCGACCCAUCCCACCACUUCGCUUAUACGAAGCCCUCAAAGGUAAUAUAUCCAUCGACGCGGUUACGGUUAACACCCCGGAUAGCGCCCUGGCUAAACACGGAUGGUUCUUCCUCCUGGGCAUGAUCGCGUUCACUAAGUUCAAAGGCGUGGAUCUCAAUAGGAGGCAGACGCCAGGCGCUACUGACGACCUUCGCAUCGGCGCCACCUUUCUACGCCAGCAGCUACAGUUCACCCCCGAUCAAUGGGAUGCUUGGUUUAGACUUGCGGAGUGCUUUGAUUACGAGCUCGACGAGUCUGUUCUCUGGACGGCAGAUAAGAUGAACAAGGAGAGAGCAGAACUAGUGAAGUAUCAACGAAGCGCAAUCCACUGCUACACCCUCGCAUUAUCGCAAUCUCGAAACACGCCACCUGAUGCGCUCAGCGAACGUUCCGAUGACAUUCACGACCUAUAUCAUAAAUUCGGUAUGCGUAUGUAUGCCUCCAGCCGAGAGCCGUUCGCGAUGGAGCCCUUCCACCACUCUGAACACAAAAGAUUCGUUAUCCUCGAAUCCGGGGUCGAGUCGAAGGAUCUUCACUCUCAAAUGGAAGACUACAAAGUAUGGAAGUAUGCUGCUAGACUAUUCGCCAAAGCCAUGGAGGUCAAGCCGAAGCAGUGGCAGAAUCCAUACAUGGUGGCUAAGUGUAUCUGGAAGAUGUAUCAGAAACCGCCGACAUCGCUCGAUCAUAGGGACAGACGAGAUCGGCCUACUAUGCAAGCUGUUAUCAACGCCCUCGAAAAGGCUGUCGAGGUCGUAUCCGCGCUACCAAAGCCGCGUCACGGCCAAGAUCCAAUUCUAGAGCCCCAUUACAAGAUCGUUUCGAUCAUACACAAGCUGGUGACACGAGGAGACAUGACACCGCAAGCGGCAGCUGACGUACUCCAGCGCCAGCCAUACGCAAUUCAAGACGGGGAACACAUCGAGAUUUCGGAGCCAGAAGACUGGGAGCCAUACGUAAUUAAGACGCUCACUCAUCUGCGAGAGAAAGACAGAUCAAAUUGGCAACACCGCAUUAUCAUGCGCCAUGCCCGAAUACUGUUUGACGAGAACUCGGAAGAGCAGAGCUACGUGCAGGCAGUGGCUGCUUUUGGCGUGCUAAGGGAGUCGAUGCUAACCAAGACCAUGGUGUUGAACGUAUGGAAGUGCGAUGCGGAGCGACCAGGUCGACAUCACGUCUACACGGAGCAGUAUGUUCGAUUUGCUGUUAAGCUCUUAGUCGUCCUAAAGGACAGGACCAACUUUGAAGCUUUACUUCGCCGUUUACGCAAAAAAGGGGCGGACUUUUAUCAUUUCAACGAUCUUUGGCAGACUUGUUGCAUUGCGUAUUUACGACUUAUCCGACAGACGUAUCAGAUUUCGCCGGUACUUGAAGACGAUUUCAAACAGAUUAGCCCUGACGAGUUUGAUAUCAUCACUUCCAGGAUUAGUGAAUGGUCCUCGGAUCCGUCUUCGUCUCACCCCGCGCUCAGCGCUUUGCAAGAGACAAUAGAACUGAAAAAGCUCAAUGCGGGUUUGAUGAAAGCCGGUGCCAUCGAUGAUCUAAUUAGUGACUGCUAUACGGCGUUGUAUUCCGAGAUCGGAAAGACUUUACCUGGCCCUCCCGUGUCUACCUUAAUUGCGGAGAGGGAACAAGCGCGCCAGCGAGAGGAAUCUCGGUCUGCCGAUAAGCUGGCUGUGGGAGAAUCUAAGCUGACCAACUCCUUGAGCAGCCUCUUGAACCCACAGUCGCACGAGAAUUCAGGCGCAGAGGGCGCGACUGGAGAUUCUGCACCAGCGAAUGCGGAAGGGCCUCAACGACCUCGCAAAGUCGGAAUUAGGAGAGCUGAUAUUCUACGCAAGGCUGAGCAAGCAGUUGUGCGCGCUCAGGAAGGACCGAAACCUACCAGUACUAAAUCUCGAGGCUCUGUCUCGAGCAGUAAGACACCCGCAGCAGAGGAAGGGAAACAGGACGAUGCAGUUGACGACUUAAGGAGCGACGACGGCGCUCCCGAAGAUGACGUGGAGAUGAAGGAUGAGGAGGGCGAGGGCGAGGGCGAGGGUGAGGACGAGGGCGAUUUGAGCUCGGCGCCCGGAAGCGUCCAUGACUCUGCCGAUGAUGAGAGCGACUUAAGCGACGCGCCACCGGAAGACGUGCUAGAUGAAGAUGAGCUGAGGCAGCUAAUGUUCCCAAAUCUGACACGGAGGAGUCUCGACACAACCGUGGAGAAUUCAGACACGGAGUCCCGCGGUGAAGAUUCAUCCGAUGAAGAGGCUCAAGAAGCCGAAUAGUAAGUGGAUUAAAACUACCUAACCUAACCUAGGUAGGCUUACGUGUAUUAUAUGCUAUAUGCCACCUGUAGAAAAUCUUGUGGGUGACAAAAUGCGUGUGGAUUAAAUUACGGUUAUUCGUUUGGGUACCGGAGUUAGACCAGCGGUUUGCUAGAUGCAUUAUUAGGUUUCCCCUGGAAUUUAAAGAGUUGUACAAAGAUGGUGAUGCUAGUAGGGGUGAUUUGUAUUACCAAAGUCUUUGAAACGGAAUUGCGUAUAAAACGGCUAUGAAGCUCCUUUUUCAUGCUUGCCCUAUCGUUAAGGUUAAAGCAAUACGCAACUUACGAGCUUAGGAGGUAUGGUAGAUACCCAAUUUUCUAAGUCAAAAACAUUCACGACUCGAAAGACGAAAAAUACUGUGUCUAGGUAAUCUCGGAAAUAAAGGUCAAAUUUCAAGUUAUUUAAUUAUAAAUUAUAAUUAUUCAAUAUUCAAUAUUUCAUUGGCUAUCCUGUACCAUACACCCCGUCGUUCGUAUGUGGGCU